This is a messenger RNA of Nezara viridula (southern green stink bug), 501 nucleotides long. NCBI's taxonomy places the organism in Eukaryota, Metazoa, Arthropoda, Insecta, Hemiptera, Pentatomidae. The record is from the annotation of a GenBank genome assembly.
AUGACCCUCAGGCACCACCCCUCAGUUUCUUCCAACUCUAAUAAUAUCUUCACCUUCGGGAGCGGCUUCCGUUCUCCGCCGAUGGAGAAUAUUUCACAGUCUGGUCAGUGUUCACGAGAACCUAAGGAGGAUUAUAAAACUCGACCGCCAUCGUUCGAUCACUGUACAAUCGCUGUAGGUCUGAUUGAUAAAAUUGCCGGUGAAAGGGAGACCUACGAGAGGAAUGCACGGGAGUGCUUUGCUUCCUAGUUACGAAAGAGCUAUGCCGGCAAUCCCCCUACCGAAGUAUUAUUACCCGCAGGUGUUGAGCAUGGUUUCUAGAGAGCGGUUUAUUAUCGGUAGCGACGGCGGUCCCGAGAUCACAAGUCAAGAUAAUCGGGAAAGACAGGAGCAGUUGUCAACACAAGAAUUGGAACAGAGCAAGGCUAGAAGGGAUCUGUCUCAGAGCCAGUAACCUACAAGUCGGAGGAUAUAAAUUCUAUUCAAAAAUAUACUCCUAUG